Lentinula edodes (shiitake mushroom) is the source of this 1980-nucleotide messenger RNA. RefSeq lists its product as uncharacterized. Gene Ontology annotation, cellular component: Ino80 complex. The transcript is spliced from 9 exons. NCBI's taxonomy places the organism in Eukaryota, Fungi, Basidiomycota, Agaricomycetes, Agaricales, Omphalotaceae. The record is from RefSeq and is a predicted model, not a curated record. Bases 272 to 1756 code for a protein of 494 amino acids.
CUCGAUGUAUUUUUGCUUCCGAACUGUCAAGUGUCAAAUCAACGAACUGAUUUUUAUGUUCCAACAUCGAUCUUGAGACCUGCAAUUUCCAGGAGAUAUAAUUCUUCUCCUUGUGGAAUAAACUGCGCGUGUGAUGUGCGCGCCGUUGGUACACGAUUUGUUUUGAUUAAAGGAAUGCAAACACCUCUAUCCCGUGCAUCUUCAGUAUCGCCUCGUGUUUAGCUCGUCUUCCUUUAUUAUCAUCACUGCGAAUACCAUAUACCAGCCAAAUAUGUCAGACGUACCACCAGAACCCAUACCUCCUGUCGGUUAUUUAAGUAGGAAGGCCCUACCAAUCAAACGCAACGACGCGGAAAUUCUCACUAGGGAAGACGUUCAAUAUGAUUUUCUACACUAUAUCUUUAUGGACGAGACCGCUGCUUUCACGCCCCAAACCGCUGCUUCUGCUUCCAAAAUCACCUUCCGCGAACUCUACGUGAAUGCCUUAUACCACUCGAACAAAUGCUCCAAGGUCUUGAAGGACAAGAUGCUCGAGACGCCCGAAUUUGGUGUUGAACUAGCCAAAAUAUCUCUCCUUACCAAUGUUGGACGGAUAAACACUACAAUGGCCUUCUUUCCAGAGAUGAAGACCGCUCUCCGCACCUAUCAUCCUGUCCCAUCUCUCCAGAAGACAGACGGUAACGCGCAAGAUGCCCCACGAAUAAAAAACUGUCUCAAGGCUGCCCUUCUUCCAUCAGAAUUCAAGUCUCUUCCCCCAUCAAGUCCGGAAGAGGUUCUUGAAAAAAGAAAAGCCGGUCAAUGCCCUCCUACAAGCAUCGUAAACCUCAUCUUUGUUCUCUCCAACCACGCAGCUCCUCUCGCCAACAUCCAUUUCGAUGGAACCGUCAACUUCUUGGAUUUAUUCUUACCAAAAGCAUUGGCUUCAUCCGAUCGUGCAAAAGCUUUCCUAUGGGUUAUUUACCAUUACCUAGAGUCGGACCAGUCUCCGAACCCAUUCGAUGCCCCAAAUACGCGUCCAAUACCGGGCAAAGCACCUUACAUGCGCCCCUUGACCCGUGCGGAAAUGAGGAGAGAAAAUGUGGACACACCGGAAGAGCUGGAAUGGGGGAGAAAGAUGUCUGCUCAGAGGAACUCUUUCUUACAGAAACUUGUCAGCGCCAUGGAGAGCGAGAAAAAGUCGAAGCCUGCUGCACCCCAUUUUGUGACAGCCGCACCACAGUCAAUCUCUAACCCUCAUCGCACACGAUCGACUCGUCGACAUCCGGAACCUUCUAAGGAAGAUGGUCCCUUCAUGUACUAUGUCCCGGGAGAAGACCCAUCUGUGUCCAAUGAUUUAAAACAUCAUCGCCGCGGCAUUUACAGCAAUGCGACCUCUCCUAUACUGCCAUCAUCAAUUCCUUUACCCUACUCUCCGGACCCCGUAGUCGAAAUGGAGGAGCGACGGACGCUAUCAGUUCCGACACCCACCCUCUCAGACAUGCCUUAUUUUCCUGAUCUUCAUCUUGACGGUAGAUCCUUACUUCAGCAAGCGUGGCGGUCUGUGCUUACGUCUGAUCCACUGUUAGACUCUGACGAGGAGAAUGGAGACGACGGAGACAUUCGUACUGACUAUGCGCAACGCCUGAGCCUCAUCUCCGCCAUAAGAGGCCGACCACCAACACCAGAACACCCUUCACAUUUAAUACAACCUAGUUAUUCGUCUUCCCGUCGACCGACAACAUUUACACGUUGGCAACCCGUGGAAUCAUGGGACUGACCAACUUAUUUUCUACUCUCAUGUGCUGCCAAGGACUUCUACUAUUGUAUACCAGUCUAUUCCUUCUAGUUUUGUAUGAUCAUACGACCACACACUAUCCUCUUAAUCGAGCUAGGUUUUAGGAAGCAGCAGAAAAAUGAAUAGACUAGCCCAUCAUAAUACUACCACCUUCAGAACAACAAUCUACGAUGUAAGUCGGAAAUGUAGAAAUGUGUAGUAGGCAA